AUGACCCUUGAAUGCCAUGCAUGCUGGUAAUGCACUGAGAGUAAUGGUACACAUGAUGAAAUAUUGAUGCUGAUGAUGUUCAUGAUGAACUCCUGUUAUUUGUCAUAUAAUUGUAGUCCGGGGCCUAAGAUUCAUUUACCACUAUUAUGGAAGCCACUAGAACAAUUAGUAUAUUAGGUUGACUGAAACCCAGGGCUACAUUCUAGUUCUCUAGAUUUAAACUGGAGAAAAAAUCUCAACCCACUGGAUUUAACCUCUAUUGUAGGUGUCUUUCUUCUUAUUCCAAUCAAAUGGAAUUGAUCCAAUCAAAUUGAUUUGGUCCAAUCGAAUUGAAUUGAUCCAAUCAAAUGGAAUGAAGCUUCUUCACUAGUAGGACUAUUGGGAUUUAAUAUUUUAUCAGCCUGUCGAUCAAAAGCGUUCACCCUGAUGAGGGUCUGUCUGCAUGUCUGAUUUACAUCAUAUCCAAAUAGGUCCAGGUUAUACUGUAAAAGUUUAUGGAGGUUAUACAGUAUGUGUUACCCAAACAGAUCCACUCCCGUCAGGGACUCGGGAGUUUAUCACCCAAAACAUAUUUUUAGCUGAUAAAAGGAGAAAUAAAGAAAGAUAUAGCGAGAAAGUUACACAUGGCACAUGGAAAGGAUGCGAUAACCGAACUGUAGCCUAUACAACACAAAUUGUAUAACAUCAUUGAGACGGGUGAAUGUAGGAGGAGAGGAGGAGAGUUAACCAGGCAGUAUGUCUGACUGUGUGUGUUUACCACAGUGGUCUGUCAGCGCUGUCAGAGAGCCAAGAGAACCGUCGCCCCAGUCCAUUUCUAUAAAUACUAGCUCAGUGGGAGGGCUAAUAAUCAGCCAUCUUUUCUAUCCUCUGAUAAAACAAGAAAUGUUACAGAAAGGAAAUAUCUACCGUCCCCACUCUGAAAGGUUAAAGAAAGGAAAUAUCUACCGUCCCCACUCUGAAAGGUUACAGAAAGGAAAUAUCUACCGUCCCCACUCUGAAAGGUUACAGAAAGGAAAUAUCUACCGUCCCCACUCUGAAAGAUUACAGAAAGGAAAUAUCUACCGUCCCCACUCUGAAAGGUUACAGAAAGGAAAUAUCUACCGUCCCCACUCUGAAAGAUUACAGAAAGGAAAUAUCUACCGUCCCCACUCUGAAAGGUUACAGAAAGGAAAUAUCUACCGUCCCCACUCUGAAAGGUUACAGAAAGGAAAUAUCUACCGUCCCCACUCUGAAAGAUUACAGAAAGGAAAUAUCUACCGUCCCCACUCUGAAAGGUUACAGAAAGGAAAUAUCUACCGUCCCCACUCUGAAAGAUUACAGAAAAGAAAUAUCUACCGUCACCACUCUGAAAGGUUACAGAAAGGAAAUAUCUACCGUCCCCACUCUGAAAGGUUACAGAAAGGAAAUAUCUACCGUCCCCACUCUGAAAGAUUACAGAAAGGAAAUAUCUUCCGUCCCCACUCUGAAAGGUUACAGAAAGGAAAUAUCUACCGUCCCCACUCUGAAAGGUUACAGAAAGGAAAUAUCUACCGUCCCCACUCUGAAAGAUUACAGAAAGGAAAUAUCUACCGUCCCCACUCUGAAAGGUUACAGAAAGGAAAUAUCUACCGUCCCCACUCUGAAAGGUUACAGAAAGGAAAUAUCUACCGUCCCCACUCUGAAAGGUUACAGAAAGGAAAUAUCUACCGUCCCCACUCUGAAAGAUUACAGAAAGGAAAUAUCUACCGUCCCCACUCUGAAAGGUUACAGAAAGGAAAUAUCUACCGUCCCCACUCUGAAAGGUUACAGAAAGACAUUAAAUCAAUUAAGCUAUUUGGUUUCAGAAUGAGAAAAACACAGGUAAAUAUAAAACGAUAGCUCAGGGUUCUCUCAUGCUCCAUGUUGAAUUUUAUGAAGCAGAGAACAUUUUAAAUAAUGGCCUACUAGAUACAGUAUAUCAUACAUUUCACACAGACAGAUAUUUUGUGAUUAUUGUUACGAUCUUAACAACUGCAGUGUACUAAUAAACUCAUUAAGCGGAGCCUGAAGCAAAGACUCACCCAGGGCCUCCUUAGACACUCGCAGUAUUUGUUAGAGCCACUGCUAUAUAAUAAUGAAUAAUAAUGAAUUUAUAUAUUUAUAAAGCGCAUUUCUCACACUCGAGGUGCUAAAAGGUAUUACAUAAAUAAUAUUUAUUCCCUGAAUCAAAAUCAAAUCAAAUCCAAUUGUAUUUGUCACAUGCGCUGAAUACAACAGGUGUAGUAGACCUUACCGUCAAAUGCUUACUUACAAGCCCUUAACCAACAAAGCAGUUUUAAUUAAGAAAAAUUACAUUUUUAUUUUUUAAAGAGUAACAAUAAAAUAACAAUAACGAGUCUAUAUACAGGUGGUACUGGUACCGAGUCGCGAAACCGAAAUCGAGGAAGCCUACGUUUUGUCAAAGAUCUCAUCUUCUGACUGAGCCAGAUAACUUUUACUGAUCAACCUUAAGUCUAUGUGGUUUCCUUCCUUACUAGAUAGAUUUACAACCUGAACAAGACACUUGAUGUUGAAAAAGAAGCAUACUCUACAGUGUUACAUUCUGUUACGUUCCUCCAGUUUGUUUUCUUUUGCAGUUCUUCACACCUGUCCCCAACGAUGUGGCAGUCCUGUUUCUCAGUGUUGUCUGUCUGCCAAAGCCUUGUGUCUCUGUUCUGUGUCACGUAGAGUCACACUGAGGCUGUGUCUCAGAUGGCACCCUAUUCCCAGGGCUGGAUGUGUGUAGGGGAUAGGGUGCCAUUUCAGAUGCAACCUGGGAUAUA
This is a messenger RNA of Oncorhynchus keta (chum salmon), 2780 nucleotides long. Its product is annotated as spore coat assembly protein ExsA-like. Lineage: Eukaryota; Metazoa; Chordata; Actinopteri; Salmoniformes; Salmonidae. The record is from RefSeq and is a predicted model, not a curated record. Bases 736 to 1857 code for a protein of 373 amino acids. The transcript is spliced from 2 exons.